AUGCCGCAGAACGAAUAUAUGGAACAGCACCGCAAACGCUUCGGCGAGCGGUUGGACGCCGCCGAGCGCAGGCGGAAGAAAGCGGCGCGUAUGCCUCACGAGCGAUCAAAGACAGCGCGUAAACUUCGGGGAAUAAAGGCGAAGAUAUUCAACAGGAAGCGCUUUGUAGAAAAAGCACAGAUGAAGAAAACCAUUAAACAGCAUGAGGAGAAGGAAGGCAAGCAGAAGGAGCCGGAAACCGUCCCUGAGGGCGCAGUGCCGUCUUAUUUGUUAGACAGAGAAGGCGUUUCAAGAACGAAACUGCUGACAAACAUGAUUAAACAAAAGAGAAAAGAGAAGGCCGGAAAGUGGCAGGUGCCCAUUCCCAAGGUCAAGGCCAUGACAGAGGAAGAAAUGUUCAAAGUGCUCAAAUCAGGAAAAAGAAAGAGGAAGAUGUGGAAGCGCGUGGUGAACAAGGUGUGCUUUGUGGGGGAGGACUUCACGCGGAAACCGCCCAAAUUUGAACGAUAUAUUCGGCCAACGGGUUUACGAUUUAAGAAGGCGCAUGUGACACAUCCGGAGUUGAAGGCGACAUUUCAGUUAGAUAUCGUAAAAGUCAAGAAAAAUCCCCAGUCCCAGCUGUACACCUCCCUUGGGGUCAUCACCAAGGGUACCAUCAUAGAGGUGAACGUUAGCGAGUUAGGAUUGGUUACGCAGACCGGCAAAGUGGUUUGGGCCAAGUACGCGCAAGUCACCAACAACCCCGAGCUGGACGGAUGCAUCAACGCGGUGCUUCUGGUUUAA
Eimeria acervulina is the source of this 783-nucleotide messenger RNA. RefSeq names its product TGF-beta-inducible nuclear protein 1, putative. Gene Ontology annotation, biological process: maturation of 5.8S rRNA; maturation of LSU-rRNA. The transcript is spliced from 5 exons. The record is from RefSeq and is a predicted model, not a curated record. NCBI's taxonomy places the organism in Eukaryota, Apicomplexa, Conoidasida, Eucoccidiorida, Eimeriidae. Gene Ontology annotation, cellular component: nucleolus; preribosome, large subunit precursor. The coding region runs from base 1 to 783 and encodes 260 amino acids.